Molecule: messenger RNA, 1656 nt
Organism: Anneissia japonica
Lineage: Eukaryota; Metazoa; Echinodermata; Crinoidea; Comatulida; Comatulidae
Product: leucine-rich repeat protein SHOC-2-like
Exons: 3
Coding region: 184-1029 (281 amino acids)
Molecular function (GO): protein binding
Source: RefSeq, a predicted model, not a curated record
AUGAAUAGUCAAACAUUACAAACGCGAAAAUUAUACAGCAGUAUUCGGUUCUAUAACCUGGGUCUAUGAUAAGAAUUGGUAGGCAGGCCUAGUCCAAAAAAUGCCCGAAAUUAAAGCCUAGGGAUACUAUGUGUGUUUAUUGAUUAAAGUAUAUUUUUCAGAUAUUGAACGUUUACUAGGAAGAUGAAUAUAUCAGCCGGUAGAGACCAACAAGUAAGCCUCGCUUCACACACAUUAAUGGUAGAAGAAUACAUAGCUGAAAUAUCAGCAAAGCAAGGAAAAACAGUCAAUCUCAGUCAUCGAAAUCUUAAAAUCCUACCCCCAGUUAUCCAACGACUUACACACUGCAGACGACUGCUUCUAAAUAACAAUGAUUUAAUAAUGCCACCUUCUGAACUGAUAUCGUUAGUAAAUCUUCAGGAACUAUCAUUGGACCAUAAUAGCCUUACAAUGCUUCCAUCGGGAAUCGGACAAUUGACUAAUUUGAGGUACUUUAGCGUAAGCCAUAAUCAAUUGGGAUUUCUUCCGCCAGAAAUUGGGGACCUGAAAAGUUUAGAACAGCUAUGGAUUGUUAAUGCUCAGCUUACAGCAUUGCCGCCUGAGCUAGGCUUGCUGCAUAGAUUACAGAAACUUGGAGCUAGGGGAAAUCAUAUCAGAGACUUGCCUUCAGAACUCUCCCAGCUCCAGCAUCUACAGUGGUUGAGUUUGGCAUCAAACAAACUCACGCACAUUCCGGACUGUUACUCUAAACUUCAUAAUCUAUCUUAUCUUGAUGUAAGUGACAAUGAUUUGGAAAUGAUGCCACUAUGUUGUCUAAAGCAAUCCCGGUUGAAUACAUUAUUGGUAUCUAAGAAUAAAGUGACUUCUGUACCUGAUGACCAACUUGUUGGACUUGCAAAACUGACUAAGGUGGAUUUACGGGAUAAUCCAUUCAAAGACAGACCAAACCAUUGGAAGGGAUUGGGUUUUAUCUUACUAGGAUCAUCUACUGAUAACCAAGAUGAAUUACAGGAGUCUCUACCUGACUAAAUGUUGGCAGUAACAGUAUCAACAUCUUCACAUUUUCCUCCUUGAUGGAUAUUGAGGGAUUUGGCAGUGUCGGCCGGUUCCAAAUGAGGUUCAGUGAUAAUAUGAAUGUGAAUAUGUCCAUCAUCAAAUUGGUUAAUGAGUGCAGGAGUAGGUUGAUUAUGGGUGCUUGUUUUCAAUGCCCACUGCCCUGGAUAUACUGUUCCUUUGGAUAUACAGUAUUGCUUAUAUUCUGGUUUAUAUAUUCCCAUAAAAAAAUUAUAUUCAUAAAAUAACUUGUUUACAGCAAGAAAUCUGAAUUGAGAGCAAAGUUAGAAUAUAUUGACUUAAAAUAUUUACGCAUUACUAAAUGAAAAGGCUUUAACAAUAUUGCUUCUCUGGAUAUACCACUGCCCUGGAUACAUUGCUUCCCUGGAUACAAUAACUGCUCUGAAUGAUAUGCUCCAAUGUAUAAGUUGGCCUCAAGUUUUAUAUUUAAGUCUGAUUUUAUUACUACUUCACUGUACAUAAAAAAACAUGUUUUUAUUUCAUAAGGAAAUAAUUUAACGAAACUUGUUCCAUAUUUUAUACUACAGUAUUUGUUAGUAUAGUCAGCGUUCUAAAUUUUGGAAUAAAUUGUUUGGAAUGAAA